This is a messenger RNA of Aspergillus versicolor CBS 583.65, 2105 nucleotides long. RefSeq lists its product as uncharacterized. Gene Ontology annotation, cellular component: membrane. The record is from RefSeq and is a predicted model, not a curated record. Lineage: Eukaryota; Fungi; Ascomycota; Eurotiomycetes; Eurotiales; Aspergillaceae. Gene Ontology annotation, molecular function: amino acid transmembrane transporter activity. The transcript is spliced from 8 exons. The coding region runs from base 66 to 1751 and encodes 561 amino acids. Gene Ontology annotation, biological process: amino acid transmembrane transport.
GGUACUUUUAAAUCCGGCACGUCCUGUUUAACUUGGACAGACCUCCAUGUCGUCGUGGAGCGACAAUGGCCGACAAAAUGGACAAUCUCAGUAUGCGCAAGAGCUCAGUGGGGAAUACAGCAGACGCAGACCUCGAUCCGAAGCAGAAUGAGGCUGCGCUGCCCGGGGAGCUCAUCUCUGCUGGCUCGCAGCACCUCCAUCGACGACUGGGCGGGAAGGAAAUCCAGCUACUUGCUGUCGGCGGUGCUAUUGGAACUUCCCUCUUUGUGCAGAUGGGAGCUGCCCUGCCCAAGGGUGGACCAGCGGGCUUGUUCCUGGGGUUUGUCAUAUACGGCACCAUUAUCCUCUCGGUCAAUCAGUGCUUUGGUGCUGAAAUGGUUACCUAUCUGCCUAUCGCAUCGCCAUUUGUCCGAUUGUCAGGGUUCUGGGUCGACGAUGCCCUGAGCUUUGCCAUGGGAUGGAACUACUUCUUUCUGAUGGCAUUCAAUAUUCCAUACGAAGUAACGGCCAUCCACGUCCUCUUGACAUUUUGGACUGAUAAAAUCCCGGUUGGCGCGGUAGUUGCAGUUUGUCUCGUCAUUUACGCUGUGUUGAACGGUUUAACCGUCAAAUACUUUGGUAUCUCCGAAUUCUACAUGUCCAUUUUCAAGAUACUUCUCAUGCUCGGAUUGAUGCUGUACACCUUUAUUACGAUGGUGGGCGGGAAUCCAGACAAGGAUCCCUAUGGCUUCCGCUACUGGAAAGACCCUGGGUCAUUCGUCUCGUAUCUUGUUCCUGGCGACACCGGACGCUUUCUUGGGUUGUUGUCCUGUAUCAUUCAGGGAUCCUUCACGAUGGUCGGCCCGGAAUUCAUCUCCAUGGCCGCUGGAGAGGCCGAGAACCCUCGUCGUCUCAUCAGCAGGGCAUUCGUCUCGUUUGUAUGGCGUCUUAUGUUCUUCUUUAUCGGCGGCGCCCUCUGUGUGGGCAUCGUCAUACCCUACGAUGACCCACUACUAGCGGCAGCAACCUCGAGCGACAGCAGCAGUAGUGGAACUGGCGCUGCCUCACCCUAUGUCAUCUCGAUGAUAAACUUCGGGAUCAAAGGUGUUCCAGACCUGGUGAACGCCCUAAUCAUGACUUCUGUGCUCUCCGCCGGAAACAAUGUCAUCUUCUCUGCAGCCAGAACCCUCCAUGGAAUGGCCUUGGAUGGCAAAGCACCGCCUUUCUUUGCCAAAUGCAACAAAUAUGGCCUUCCAUAUUACGCUGUAAUCACUGCCCUGUGCUUCUGCCUACUAUCCCUCCUGCAAAUGGGACAAUCCUCUUCAACAGUCCUGGAUUGGUUCGUAGGGAUCUGCACUGCCUCUUACCUGCUAAAUUAUAUAGGCACAGUGAUUACAUACCUGCAUUUCUACUACACCAUGGAGAAACAGGGAGUCGAUCGCAGCACCCUGCCAUAUACCGGAUACCUCCAGCCCUACGCAGCAUGGUACGCACUAGCCGGUACACUCAUCAUUACACUCGUUCUCGGAUAUGAUGUUUUCAUUUCCGGCCAGUGGGAUAUAACCACCUUCUUUACAAGCUAUACCAUGGUCGGAUUCUUUAUAGUUGCCUUUGUAUUCUGGAAGAUUGUCAAGCGCACGACGUACGUCAGGAUCGGCACUGCGGAUCUCAAACUCGGUUCUACCAAGGACGAUAUUGAUCUGUAUGAGGCUCUGUAUGAGAAGCCGAGGAGGGGGAAGGUGCUUGGCUAUUUGAAUUCCUGGUUCGAGUAGCUUGCUUUAUUGAUACUGUCGUUUUGUAGUGUAUUUCAGUUCACCUGGUCUACCGGAGGGAUGUGAGGGCUUAGAUUGUUGGUAGAUGCGGCGUAUGGGCUCCUUGUUGUAUUGUAGUAUUCCAAUUGCGACACCUUUAUAUAUUGUACCUCCCAGCUUCGGUAUGGCAUGUAGCUUGCGUGAAAUCAUGUUAAACAAUGCAAAUGUCCACAUAGCUCGCGAAAUCAAUGAGCCUUCCCAAACUAAGGACCGUGUUACGCCGCUGUAGUAGGCUCGAGUGGCUUCUGUCCAUAUGCCACGACACUGUAAACAAUCAGCCACCAUUCACCAAUGGUAAAAGGGACAUACAUAGAC